AUGAAUGAUUCGGAAAAUCUUCCCGAUGGUAUUAAACAAAUACAUCAUACCUUAAGCACUUACAUCAGACAGAGACAGGAUGCUCUGCAUGUUCGACGUGUCCUUGCUGCUCACCUAAAUUCCAAUGUGAAUGCUGGAGAAAGUAUCUUGACGCCUAUAAGUUCGUCUCUUCCAGAGCCUACUUCUGAUGUCAAGCAAGGAUUGGGUUUUCCGGGUGUUCAACAUGAAUAUCUACGCAGUCUUCAUGCUAAUCUGAAGGCCCAAAGAGACUUUGCAAUUCUCAGUACACAACAUGAUGAAACAGAAUCUCAUAGCGAGAUGCGAGCAAGGACUCAAGACAAGGUUACAUCUAAGGAAGUAUCUUUGCAGGCUUUUCUAGUCUUAGAAAAACGACGUCAGAGGCAAGAACGCUUUCGCAUUAUCCAAGAUACUGUGGAUCAACUUGCACAGAAGCCCGCUGCGACACAAGCUUAUCUGGACCCAAAGAGCUCAGAAGUGCUGAGAGAUACUGGAUCGUUACCGCCAGUACCGCCGAGUGUUAUAGCACCCACAGAAUAUCACCAAGACUCUGAAAGAAUUGAAUUGAAAUCACUGGUCAAUCGAUUGGAGAAGUCGGUCCUCCGAGCACAGCUUCUCCUCAAAAAAGAGCAGAAGUUAUUAGCAAAAGUUAGAGGUGGAACCACCACAUCUACAGAUCAGCAAGAACAGGGUAGUCGACAGCAAGCACUGGGAACAACCCGUAAUGAACUAAUUAACUGGAUCGAGAUGGAAUUAGGGAAAGCCGGAGAUUCGACACCAGCAACGGAGGGGCAAGGCCUAAGUAUGCCUGAGCAUGAGGAGAAGGAAUACAUUGAUUCUCAACUUGUAUCCAUAAAGCAAAUAUAUGAGCGAUACCUUGAUAUCAGAAAAAGGUUAAUCGUCGCUGCUACUGGGGAUCUUACUACACCACUCCCUACAGAUGUUGGAACAGAAGAUUCAUCUGGCAUACUCAUAGAAGAAAAUCCAAAUAACUCCUCGAACAUCACAAAUGCGCCGACAUAUCCUUACCUUGAAGAUCUGGUUCUCAUCUCAAACGAGCAGAAGUCCACCAUACAGCAAAGGUCUUAUCUUACUAGCAGUCUCACAAGGCAACACAAAGAAGCCGGUAAAGAUCUGGAUAAGCUAGUAGACGAAAGCCAUCUCUUGCCUGCUUAUCCCAUGCAGUCUAUUACCACCUCUCAAGGGAAAAGGCUUGGAGAUCCGAUAUCGUUCGAAGAGGAUAUUUCGAAUAGCGAUAAGCCAAGCUCAUCCAGUCGAGCCAAAGCUUGGGUCUUUGCGGCCGAGUCAAGUAGCAUCGCGACUAAAGAGGCAGUUUUAGAAAGACUAGAAGAUGGAGAAUCGGCUCUCACAGAAGCCUACAAGACUUUAAACGACCUUCAAACCCUUUUGGGAUGUGUUCCCGAGGGACAGGGUGUAGAAAGAGAUGUACCUUUUGGCAGGCAAAAGCUGGGGAUCUCGAAUAUCGGAGGUGUUUGGUCGACUCUGGAUGGCAAUCUUGGUGUCAUAAGGACAGACGAUUUGAUGUCGGAUUAA
Messenger RNA from Sclerotinia sclerotiorum 1980 UF-70, 1572 nucleotides. RefSeq lists its product as hypothetical. The record is from RefSeq and is a predicted model, not a curated record. The transcript has a single exon. NCBI's taxonomy places the organism in Eukaryota, Fungi, Ascomycota, Leotiomycetes, Helotiales, Sclerotiniaceae. The coding region runs from base 1 to 1572 and encodes 523 amino acids.